AUGAGCUUUACAAUUCCCAGUAAUGAACUGAUUACCGAUGCGCUUGGUGAUAUUUCUCAAUUACCAGAUGAUAUGAAAAUGGCAGUGACAAAUAGAAUUGAGAAGAGUUUUAAACCAAUACCUCGACCUCGGAAUGGUGACUGGUUAGCACAAUAUGAAGAAAGUGGACAAACUAUGAAAUCAUUUCAGAUAAAUCUAUCAAAGGCUGUUCCUCAUGGAACUCAUAAUACAAUCUAUAUUCAGCCAAUCGGCAGUUUUGAUCAUCCAAGAGCUCCACCAGUUGAUGUGAUUAAUGAAUUUGCUAGAGCAUUUUUUUCUGGAUGUGAAGUUGAAUUAUUACCAACUGUUGAUUUUACUAAUAAUAUGAAAAAACGAGAUCGUGAUGGACAACCUCAAUAUUUAACGGGUGAUAUACAUCAUUAUCUUUGUCAAACACGUUCAAAACGUGACUCGCGACGUGAACUUUUAUGUGUUGCUGUAACUAUGGCUGAUAUUUAUCCUGAAGAAGAUUGGAAUUUUGUUUAUGGACAAGCUUGUUUUGUUGAGCAUGUUGGUGUGUAUUCAUUUGCACGUCUUGAUCCAUUAUUUUAUCGAGCAACUGCUGAAGAAAUUCAUCGAACUCCAUUAACUGAACAACAUAGUAUUAUCAUACUUCGACGUUGCAUAAAAAUUAUAUUACAUGAAGUUGGUCAUAUAUUUGGUUUAUAUCAUUGUAUAUAUUAUCUUUGUUUAAUGAAUGGUUUCAAUAAUGAAACGGAAAUGGAUUGGAAACCUUUACAUUUAUGCCCUGUAUGUUUGCAUAAACUUUAUUCAACACUUCAAUUUGAUAUUCGACAUUUAUAUGCAACAUUUGCAAACCUAUGCGAUACAUACGGACUUGAAAAAGAAUGUAAAUGGUAUCGAAAACGUCUAGAAUAUCUUCAAUAA
Adineta steineri is the source of this 927-nucleotide messenger RNA. Lineage: Eukaryota; Metazoa; Rotifera; Eurotatoria; Adinetida; Adinetidae. The record is from the annotation of a GenBank genome assembly.